Molecule: messenger RNA, 417 nt
Organism: Durusdinium trenchii
Lineage: Eukaryota; Dinophyceae; Suessiales; Symbiodiniaceae
Source: the annotation of a GenBank genome assembly
AUGAAGAAGGGUAGGGCCACGAAGCAAUGCAAGAUGCGCAUGGCGCAAGGUUGCAGCGUGGCUACCUUGCUCAACUGUGCGGAUAACAGUGGUGCAAAGAACCUGUACAUCAUUGCAGUGAUCGGUAUUGGGGGUCGCUUGAAUAAGCUGCCCAACUGCUCUCCAGGGGACCUAGUCCUGUGCUCUGUGAAGAAGGGAAAGCCUGAGCUCAGGAAGAAAGUCCUAAAAGGUGUGGUGAUCCGCCAGAAGAAGGCUUGGCGCCGCCGUGAAGGAGUGUUCGUGUACUUUGAAGACAAUGCGGGCGUCAUCGUCAAUGACAAAGGCGAGAUGAAGGGCUCAGCGAUCCAAGGCCCUGUGGCGAAGGAAUGUGCCGAGCUUUGGCCGAAGAUCGCUUCGUGUGCUCCAGCCAUUUGCUAG